AUGGUCUUGGGCCUCUUAUCCAUAGCCUCCAUACCCACGGUAACAGGCACAGCAAUCGCCGUCAGCGAACAGCGCAAAGCGAACGAGCGCAAAAACGACGCGCGACGCAUGGCUAAGUUCUAUAUCGAUGCUGAAUGUAUUGGUGACACGCAGGAGGAUGCUGAAGUACAUGGGAGGAGGGUUGUAUUAAGGGAUAAUAAGGUUUAUUUAGAUGAUGCGCAAUCUUCGACGUCGCAAUCGCAAUCGCAUACAGCAGAAUGUUUCUACGUCGAAUACCCCGAGACCGAAGAAACGAAGCAUCGAAAACGAGGGCUGGGCCUUGUGACUACCAUCUCCAGUAAUCCACCAGCGCUAGGCUGGAUCUACGUUGACCAGGACACACAUGAACUCAAAUACGGGAACCGCUCGCAGAGCAUCGAUCACGUUGUUGGGCCGUGGGAUUGGAUAGAUGAUGAGAAGACAGUGAUGCUGGAGGAUAAGAAGUGUUCGUUUGUGGCUGUCGAGGAGGAAGAUGGAUCUGGGUGGGGAGUGUAUUUUGAUAGAGAUGGGGAUGAGUUGGAGGGUGUUUUAGAGGAGCAAGGGAAGUUGGAUAAUGCGUUUACGCCGGUAGUGUUGAGGAGGAGGUUGGUUGAAUAG
Molecule: messenger RNA, 636 nt
Organism: Aspergillus glaucus CBS 516.65
Lineage: Eukaryota; Fungi; Ascomycota; Eurotiomycetes; Eurotiales; Aspergillaceae
Exons: 2
Coding region: 1-636 (211 amino acids)
Source: RefSeq, a predicted model, not a curated record